CUAUUGCAUUGUGUCCAUUCCACAGACUCUAACCGACUCGGUCGAUCCUCUUGUUCGCUCUAUAGCUUAUUAAAUAUUUUAAAAUAACCAUGUCUCAAAUGUUGAUUCUUUUGGUUUUGAUCGGUUCGAUGUCUGCCGCUUUGGCUAGCUUCAAUCCGCACGGCCAGCCGCUCUUUUCAGCGGUGACAUCUUACACUUUUACCGUCGUGACGGCGUCCGUCAAUAAGUCGUCGACCUGCUACGUCACGGAAGGCCAAGUCUCUCAAUGUCGUCGUAAGCGCGGCAUUGAAGAGAAGCCGAUCCUGUUGAACAGAAAUUGGCCAAUUUCACCAUCGGCGGUUAUCGGGAUUGAAUCUACUCCGGUCCCGAUGCUCCCAAUCUUUCAGCGAGACAUUGGUUCGUUGGACUUUUUCAACGCCAACCCGAUCGUCGGAUCGAUGGACGAUUCCUACCAGAAAUAUCACAAUCUUUUCCAUCGACUUUCGUCUAAAGACCAGAAGAACAACGUCAUCUCGGUCGGCAACUGCGGCAUGUCGACCGUCAACUUUAGCCAGUUCCUCUUCUGCCUGGGAUUGACUGUCCAGGAAACGACCACUCUGACGGCCACCUUUACCAAAACCCAGAUCCUAUAUUCCGGUUACAACAAAAUGACUGUGAAGAAUUGCACUCCGGCCGGAUUCCCUUACCAAUACUGCCCCCCAGAAGCUAUUCCUGCUACUAGCCCUACGACCAGUACUAGUACUACUGUUGUUACAACCAGCCCUACCCCUGCUACAACUCCUGCCAUUGCCCUUGCACCUUGAAUCCUUGUUAUCAGAGAAAAAACUUUCUGCUUUCGUUGGUCGACAACCUGAAAGAUCCCUGAAACACGAAACAUUUUGCUGUUAUUAACAAUCUUCCGUUUUCCCUCACCACUAUUGUUAUUGGUGUAGUUUUUAAACUCGCAAAGUUAUUUCUUCUUUUCCAGUUUCUUUCUUAAUAUCUUCUUCUGCUGAAUAAUUUAUGGCUGUAUUUAAAUGUUUUUAAAUUAUUCUUCUGUUGCCGUUCUGGCAUUUCCCAUUUGAAUCAAGUAGUGAAAAAUAAAAAGCAGCAUACCAUUUAACACACA
This is a messenger RNA of Daphnia pulicaria, 1108 nucleotides long. RefSeq lists its product as uncharacterized. The record is from RefSeq and is a predicted model, not a curated record. The transcript is spliced from 2 exons. The coding region runs from base 90 to 803 and encodes 237 amino acids. NCBI's taxonomy places the organism in Eukaryota, Metazoa, Arthropoda, Branchiopoda, Diplostraca, Daphniidae.